Molecule: messenger RNA, 1602 nt
Organism: Effrenium voratum
Lineage: Eukaryota; Dinophyceae; Suessiales; Symbiodiniaceae
Source: the annotation of a GenBank genome assembly
AUGGAUGACCAUGUCGCCCUCAAGGGGGCAACAACUGUGGUGCUGGCGAUUCUGUCAGCAAUCUUCUCUGGCCUCAACUUGGGCCUCAUGUGUCUGGAUACCAACCAAUUGAUAUUGCUGGUGAAGGCUGCAGAGAGGGAUGGUGCAGACAAAGAGGCACGGCGCCAGGCUGCUUGGGCCGCGAGGAUUUUGCCCCUGCGCAAAGAUGGGAAUCUGCUGCUGUGCACGGUGCUGUUGGGCAACGUCAUGGUGAAUUCCUACUUCGCCAUUUUGCUGGCGGAAUUUUGGGAUGGCACGGCUGCCUUCGUUGUCAGUACCUUGGUCAUCGUCACCUUCGGGGAAAUCAUGCCCCAGUCGAUUUGCUACAAGCACGGCUUGAGGAUUGGGGCGGCCUUAGUUCCGCUGCUGAUCUUUUUUUGGUACCUGCUCUUUCCCAUUUCCAAGCCCAUGGCGCUGAUUUUGGACCAGAUCUUCGGCGAGGAGAUCGGCCAGGUACUGGAUCGCCAACAGUUCCUGACGCUGAUCGAGUACCAGAGAAAGCAGGCCCCGCACCUCUUGACGGAGCAGGAGGCAAAGAUUCUGCGGGGCUCGAUGGACUUCGCGACCAUGAUGGCAAAGAACAUCAUGGUGCCCAUGGCGGACUGCUUCUGUUUAGACGCCUGCGCGGUCAUCAACCCGGGCCUGUGCGCGGCCGUGGCGGCGGCGGGCUUCUCGCGGAUCCCGGUGAUUGACCGAGAUCCCUUGAGCCCAAAGAGGCAGUUUGCUGUCAUCGGCCUCAUCCAUGUGAAAGACCUGCUCCUUCUGGAGAUCGACCACGAAGUGCCCCUGAAGGCGCUCCUGCCGCUGAUCGGGCGCCAGGUCUUCAUCGUAGACGACGACCGGCCCUUGCUGCAGUUGCUGGAAGAGUUCCGGCGAGGAGCCAGUCAGCUUGCAGUCGUCCGGGGCAUCGUGGAUGACGAGGACUGCGACCCCUACUUCCGGCACGUCGGUAUUCUGACGCUGCAGGACUUGCUAAACACUAUUGUGCAGGAAGAUGUGCAUGAAGUUGAUGCAGAUGACGUGGAUUCCUGUGUGAGCAGUGAGCCCAGCGGGAUGUUCUCCAACGUGCGGCGCUUCCAUGAAUGCUUGGACACCACGGUUGACCACCGGAGCCCUGUGGCCAGAGCCCACAACAAACAGAUGGUGCAGGGCUUGUCCAAGGAUGAGGUGAUUGCGGCCGCUGCUUUCUUACGACAGCGGUACCCUCAGCUUUUCCGGCAGAUCUCACAGACGCGGCUGGAGGCCUUCCUGCUGCGGAGCCGCGUGGUGGGCGAGGCGGACGCUUUGCUCUUCGAGCGGCUCACGCCGGCGCCUUGCGCGGCGCUGGUCAUCGCGGGGGAGGUGAAGGUCUUCGCAGGGGCAGAGGCCCACGAGUGCAUCCUGGGCCCCUGGAGUCUCCUGGGCAAGCGCUGCCUCGAGGAGGCCAAAUCCUCGAAGAGUCGUUACAUCCCAGAUUUCACAGCUCGAAUGGCAGAGGCCAAGGACAACGUUGGAGCGUCCAGGAUCCUGCUGAUUUCGGGCGAGGCAUAUGGCAAUCUCCUCUCCAACAGCAUGAGCUUGUAA